Cimex lectularius (bed bug) is the source of this 6777-nucleotide messenger RNA. It is a transcript of the gene Wdr81, whose product is annotated as WD repeat-containing protein 81. NCBI's taxonomy places the organism in Eukaryota, Metazoa, Arthropoda, Insecta, Hemiptera, Cimicidae. Gene Ontology annotation, biological process: aggrephagy. The coding region runs from base 182 to 5482 and encodes 1766 amino acids. Gene Ontology annotation, molecular function: phosphatidylinositol 3-kinase regulator activity; protein binding. The transcript is spliced from 27 exons. Gene Ontology annotation, cellular component: mitochondrion. The record is from RefSeq and is a predicted model, not a curated record.
GGUCGACCAAGCCAAACAAACAACAAUUGUGUCACCCUAAUCAAAUCAAACCGUGAACCGAUAGGAAAAGCACCGUGAACAGAAGGAAAAGUCCAUCGGUUUCGACUGUCAUAGCAGUCCUCUUGGUCAACUCCUGCAUGCUGCUGGGAAUGCUGUACACGUCGAGAUCACAAGGGUCGCUAUGAGCGUCUCCGCUGUCCAUUCGGAGUUGAAAAUACCAAAAAAGUACACAAAGCCCAAUCAGGGACAUGGACGUAUCGAAGCUGUUGUCAACAGAAACUGGCUUAGGCAGUUGCUGAAAUACAGACGAGUUCCAGAGUUUGUCCACCAUGAAAAACUGAGCGAUGAUGAAAUUUCUUCAUUGUUCAAACAAGAUGAGCAGUUCUCUCAGGGAUGGCAGAAGAUUAUUAUUAUUGUGUUAAAGAAGGAAGAUACCCGAGUUAUCCCUUUGCCCAGGGUAAGACUCGUUGGGAAACCAGAGCCACAGCUUUCUCUCUCACAAAUUCUACAGUAUGUUUCGCAUACCAAUUACAAAAAUCUCUGGAAAGAAGCAUCUCGCAAGCAUAACAAUGCGUUCACACAGUGGGAGCCGUGUGAGGAUUCGUACGUUCAACUCACAGACCAAGCGUCUUUGGUUCGUGAAGUCCUCUCAAGAACAUACGGGGCCCCUCUGAUCAAACUGCAGGAGACUCAGUGUUAUAACGACAAUAAUUUCAGCCCUCAUGCAAAUCUUCUCCCUUCAAUGUUUUUAAUUGAAUCCAGCAAGAAUUUUUUUGUUAUACAUGAACGUUCAUUGGAACAUACCGUAGAAGAUUGUGUCACUUUUUCCCCAGCACUUUUAUCCGGAAGUUAUUCAAAGCCCAUGUUUAUCAUUUAUCAGCUCCUUCGACUCAUGAGGCAUUUACAUGAUAUGGGUCUUGUUCUCGGCAACAUUAGCUUGGCUGACAUUUACAUUGGAUCUAAUCUAUGGAUACAAGUAAUUCCAAACUUGAUGGACAAUAUGUGCCCAGCACCAGAACCGACAUUUGUCCAGAGUUCAAAGACAUGCACUGAAGAAAAGAAAGAUAUGGUGGACCUUGUAGAGCUUACCGCAGCAUGGAUUUACGGCGCUGUUUCCAAUUAUGACUACCUCUGUAAGCUUAAUUCCCUUGCUGGGAGAAGAUUUGGUGAUCCGAGGAGCCAUUAUGUCCUACCGUGGGUAAGCGACUUCACAUCACGCUCGGGCAAUGAAUGGAGGGACUUGACAAAAUCAAAGUUCAGGCUGAAUAAAGGCGACCGGCAACUUGAUCUGACCUAUGACCUACCACCAUCAGCCAAUUCAGCUCAGAUCCCACAUCAUGUUUCUGAUGUUCUAUCAGAAAUCACGUACUAUGUGUAUUUGAGUCGGGUGACACCGAAACCCGUGCUAUGUAAAUAUGUAAGACCACAAUGGGUGCCUGCUGAGUAUCCUGCUUCAAUACAAAGGCUUCAAGCAUGGUCACCAGACGAAUGCAUUCCAGAAUUUUUUACAGACCCCACAGUAUUUAAGUCGAUUCACAGUGACUUGGGAGAUUUGGAGGUACCUCCUUGGUGCUCAUCACCUCAGGAGUUUGUGGCAAAGCACAGAGCGAUGCUAGAAAGCCAAUAUGUCUCAGAAAGACUUCAUCAUUGGAUAGACCUCACUUUUGGAUACAAGCUUUCAGGUCAAGCAGCGAUUCGGUCGAAAAAUGUCUGUUUACAACUUGUUGACGGUCAUAAAGAUCUUACUGGCUUUGGAAUUGUUCAGCUCUUCUCUUAUCCCCAUCCGCAUCGAUUAAUGGCUAGUCCUUACUGGGGAAAAACUCCUCCAAGAAUACACCAACAAAGAAGAAAGUCUGGCCAAGAGGAAGAUGAUUGUCACAGCUCAGGGUUGGAGGAAGAAGAACCACCACAGUCAUCUCCUUUGACUCUCUCUAGACUUAUUAGUCGUUCAAGAACAUCUCUUAUUUCAUCGCCAUUGAGCUCCACACCAGAUCCAGAAAAGGUCGUGCUGCCUAUCCCGAAAGAUUAUAAUCCAGUCGCUGCUCUGAAUGUUGUCGAAUCGCUUCAUGCAUUUUCGUGGUUUUCGAACUUUCAACCGCCAAAGAUGGAGAAGGCCUGUCAGGAAAAGUCAGAAAUUCAGCAAUGCAAGCAGAUUGUGGCUGCAAAGCGUGCUAAGGAGAUGCAAGUCCUUGGAUGCCUAAUUGUGGAACUGUUUCUCGCAGAGAAGAUAAGAGUUUUUGGAACAAGUAGAAUGACAUUGGAACAGAGACUCGCAGCAGCCCGUUCUGUUGUUUUUCAUUCCAACACUCUGCUUCCUCGCUGUGUCAAAUCUCUCGUUUAUCUUCUUUUGCAGGAUGAUUACCCGAUCGUGACUAGCUCUGGUGUGCCACCUCCUUGUGCACACCAACUCCUCCAACCCCUUAUAACAUCAUCCUCUCUAGUCCAUUUUCCUAAAGGGUUUUCUAGUUUAUAUUUUUCGUUAGUUUCACUAGUCAGUUAUACAAGAGCGAUGGAUGAGUUAGGCGGUGCUAGCACAGCAAUUGCUUUGAAAGUCAGCCAACUUAAGGUCAUGAGCUUAGCAAAUAACAUAGAACAGUUGGUUGAAGGAAAUGAUAUUUGUUUGAAUCUAAUUCUGCCAUUUAUAACUGAAAUGCUGAAUUCAUCACAGACAGAUGUGUUGGCAGCAUGGUACUUGUUUGAUCAUGUCGCCAGGGCUUUAGGGCCAAAAAAGACAACGAAAUACCUGUUAGAAACGAUGCUCCGUCUUUAUGACUGUGAGUGUCCAAGGGAGCCGCACCUUUUGAAAAAACGCGUGAAGUUGUACCAUCGAUCGUUUAUGAUCAAGCUCAUUGUGAGAUUUGGCCUGUCUACCUUUUUGGACAAUUUUAUCCUCCCUUUGGUCGAAGCAGUUGGCGGAUAUCACGAUGUAGAUCAGACUGGACAUUCCCACCUUGGGGAAGUUGAAGAAGCAGUUGAAGCUGAUGCUUCAAUGCUACUCUCACCCCUUGAUGAAGAUUCAUCAGCAGAUUCUGAAAAAGCAUCGCACAACCUGUGUGAGAAAGAAUUGGAAGAAACAGAGCCAGAAGUGUUUCACCUUGAGGAAGACUCAGUAGAAGACAACUCUAAAUCUGGACCAAAAUCUGCAAUUUCAAUUCAAAAUCUGCUUAUCGAUAAUCUGGAUUCUUUAUCUAUAGAUGAAAGAGAUGGAGACGAAAACAAGGCGUUACAAGUGACAGAAGGGAGUUUGAGAAGGAAAAGUUAUGCGAGUAUAAAACACUUGCAUUUAGACAAUGAGCCUAUAGACAUUGAAUAUUCAAAGGUGUAUGUCGGGGAGGUGUGUGAGGUGAGCGGAGAGACUGUCGUUUGGCUGGCGCAGCGACUUGGGCCAGUCCUUACUGCUAGGCACCUCUCAAGGAACCUGUUGAGGAUGCUCGGUCUCUGCUACACUGGAAGGGACAACCUCAUUCCCAUCGAUGACUUAAGCCAUCAAGCAGUCAGCACUGGCACUGUUUCACUAGUCGGAGACACCAAUGCAUUUCAUGUACUGCGUUGUUUGACUUCGAUAGCAACGUUAUAUGGAGAGCAAGUGAUUUUGGUGCAGUACAUGGGCCAUGUAACCGAUCUGGUCUUGGUUUGUCGGAGGAAGAUCACAGGUGUAUUGGAAGGUGCUCUCAUCGGUUGUUUGUCAUUGGUGACUCAGUGCAUCGGGACAUUAAGCGAUCAGUCUUUGGCAGAAAUGCUCAAUGACAGUCUUAUCAAAGGUCUCCUCCUACCUUCUCUCAGGCUACUAGCUUCUUUUUCAGUAGUUCUCCCUUCCGGAUUGAACGGGCGGAAAGCCCUGGCUCUCAAAACGCUAUCUGCCCUGGUUUGCCUCGUGAGAAGAGCCGAUCACAAGCAAAGGCUAGUCCUUUUGCAGACUGUGCAACGGUUUUUUCUUACUUUCAGCAAAGUUUAUGACCACACACCAGAGAGACAGCAAGAAAGCAGUGAUGUUGAGUUGAAACAAAGAAACAAACUGAAAGAUGAUAUUUAUGAAUCCCCUCCUAAGUCUACUGUGUCAAGCAUGUCUGAAGCUGAUAACCUCAGAUCACUUGCGCAGGAAGAGCUGAGGGAAACACUUAACCCAGAAUUUGCUUUUUUAGCCUACAAACCUUUCGCAGAUUUUUUCGGUGAAUCUGUCAUGGAACAGAAUCUGAAAAACUUUGACCUCGUAAAACAUCUUUGUGAAAAAUAUUUAAAAGAAAAGUCUGAAGCAGGAUGUCCCAUUCCAGGAACAUGCAAUAUAGAACCACCAGAGAUUGUCGAAGGUCUCGUGGAAACACCUAUUCAAGUGGGUAGUUUCAGUAAUGUCGUCGUGGUAGGAAACAGAAUUGACAUUCAGGACUCUCUUGCCAAAGGGUCAAGCCCUGGCAUUCAGGAAGAGAGUGUUAAAAGCAAGAAAGUGGAAUCGCACAAUAGGCAUUUGCAUGGCAACUGGCUGGCCUAUUGGGAGCACGAACUUGGUCGCAACUCAAAGGAUACAAAAAUGAACAUUAAACAGAUCAAAUUACAAACAUUUGUUGGCCACUGCAACUCUGUCAAACAUAUAGUAACCCUGGCGUCAGAAAAUAGUUUUAUGUCAGCUUCAAGGGAUAAAACUGUCCGGUUGUGGUCACUCCGUAGUCAGGGUGAUGGUAGCCAUAUCUCACAAGCCCAAUGGACAUACAAUGGCCACCGUAAGUCAGUUUUAUGCCUUGGCUGGUUGGAAAGGCAUCGGCUUGCAGUUUCUUCAGAUUCGUGUCUUCAUCUCUGGGAUCCCUUUGUGGGUCGGCCAGUAGUCUUGUCACUCGGAGAUUCGUCUUCCUCGGGUUUAAGUGGGAGUGGAAACAAUGGGCCGACUGUGAAUGUCUUGAGGCCGAUUCAUCCUCCUUCCUCCUGUAUCGCCUGUGGAAUGACUGACGGAACUGUGAAAACUCUCGAUGCUAGAACUGGGUCUUUUGUAAAUGAACUGAAAGUAUCUCAGAAUCCUGGUGGGCUCAUAAGAUGCAUCGUUGUCUCGCCAAAUUCAAGUUGGCUUGGGAUUGGACAAGCAUCAGGAAUGCUUACAGUGCUGGAUUUGACCUCUGGUGCUGUGCUGUCAUCUUGGAAAGCGCAUGACGCGGAGAUCCUCCAACUAGUUGCAGUUGAUGAACACAGAAUUAUGAGUUCAGCUUUGGACCAAGCUGUUUCAGUUUGGAACAUUCAAGACGGAAAGCUUUUGUUUAAUCUAAAAGGUCCAACGGAACCAGUGCACUGUCUUGAAAUGGCAGGAGGAGAAGUGAUAUCAGGGACAACAGCUAACCGUAUCGGAGUCCAUACAUCAAUUGACAUGGCUGCGUCAUUCAGCUCAACUCGUUUAAGGUCGGAUACUUUCAAAGGUGUUUUGACAUCAAUGGCAGUUCUGCCAUUAAAUCGGAUUCUCUUAUUAGGCGCUGAUUCAGGUAUUGUUACAUUAAUUUGUUGAAAAACUGGUUGGGCAAAAAUAAGUAUGCGUACUGCUUGAUAAAAGAAAUCAUUAUUUGUUCAAUCAGUGGUUAUACGGAAUAAUUUAAUUUUUGGCUUCCUAUCCUGUAUGAAUAUUUCUAAAAUAUUUUUGUUUGAUAUCAUUGCUUUUUAAUCAGGUUGAUGAGAUGUUUGAAAAUAUAUUUUCCUUGUGUAAAUUGGAUACAAUUACAUUUGUAAUUGGCAUGUGUGCCACAUGUGUGUAAUACCUUAGUUUUAUUAUUUUAAUCUGACUUUAUUUAAUGAACUGUACUCACAUAGACAAGAACAAAAAUCUAAAAAAAAAAUAAUUAUGACUACGUUAAAUUUAAUUAAUAAAUGAGGAAGCUCUUUAAUUGAAUAUUUUCCCUUAUUUAAACUAGUUUAAUGUACAGGUCAACAGGCCAUGAUAUUUGUUAUAAAAUUUGACUAACAAUAAGAUCAUUUAAUACGUCCAGUUGAAUGUUAAAGAGUCUUUGUUAUUUUUAAUGGAAAAACCCCUUAACAGAAACAUAAAUCCUGUUUUGUCUGCCUGAACUUUGUGAAACAUUUUCAUGCGACUCUAUGCCUAAAGAAUAUUUUCCUGAUGUAGUACAAAAAAAGAAAGUUGAGCGAAUGAAGUCAGACUUUGUGCAGCUCCGUCCUGAAAUUCUGAACAUUCUUCGCUAGUUGUUGGUUACCAAAGAAAUAAUUAUUUUCAUAGAAAAUAACUCUUUAGGUAAUAAAAGCCAAAGAUUAAUGUUUUAAAAAAUAAUCGUUGUAACUUAUUAAAAAAUUAUUAUUCAAAAUAUCUUCCUAUCUGUAAAUAAUGUAAUAUGAAGGCAAGUGAUACAUAACAUGUACUUAUUUUGAUUAAUUUAUAUGACAGUAUUGAUUUGAUUUGUGAUAUCAUUUAUUUUAACUGUGAUUCAUUAUUUUUGUUAUAACUGUAUGCACAUUUUAUCCUAUGUAAUUAAGAAUUGCAAAAUUGAUAACAGUUUAAAUUAUUUAUAUAUAAAAUGUAAUUUUAUUAAACCCAUUCAGAAAAUAUGGAAUAAUUAAAUUAUAAAAAUAAACCAAAUUGAUUUGAUUGAUUUAUGUAAGAUACCACACGCAUAUGCAUAUAUACAUAUGUAUAAAAUUAAUCUUAUGACUUCUCUUCAAUAACUGUUUUUGAAUUGUGGCAGUCCAUGGUAGGGCCUCAGUAUUGUCCGAUUUGCCACUGAAGUUAGGCAGGCUUCAGCAGUGUUGUCAACAGCUAAGUCCUUUCAGCCUCCAAUACUUGUAAUUUUUAAACCU